This is a messenger RNA of Letharia columbiana, 1335 nucleotides long. RefSeq lists its product as uncharacterized. The record is from RefSeq and is a predicted model, not a curated record. Bases 1 to 1335 code for a protein of 444 amino acids. Lineage: Eukaryota; Fungi; Ascomycota; Lecanoromycetes; Lecanorales; Parmeliaceae. The transcript is spliced from 3 exons.
AUGACAGAGAAGCCUCCAUCGAAAGAUGCCUCCCCCGCCGCCUCUUCCAAGGCGGCGGGCAAUCCAGCGCUUCGAAUGAUGGGACUACCAAAUUUCAAAUUCAAGCUACCCUCUCGCAAUUGGCUUAUCUUUGGGACGAUAACUGGCUCCUUCACUUCGACGCUUCUGUAUGACCGCUAUCACAAGAGGAAAGCGCAGCGAAAAUGGUGCACCUUGGUCUCCCAUCUCGCACAAGAACCUUUGCCUGUCAACAUGAUGCCCCGGAGAAUCACCAUCUUUCUGACCGCGCCACCUGGGGAUGGACUUCGAGUAUCUCGAGACCAUUUUCAUGAGUAUAUUAAGCCUAUAUUGGUGGCUGGAGCUAUGGAUUGGGAUGUCGUUGAGGGCCGCAGAGAAGGAGAGGUAAGGGCAGGACUUGCGGAGAAGAUAAGAAAACUUCGAAAACGAAAUGGCGAGACUUCGCAAGCUGAGUCUAGUGAAGAGAGCCAAGAAGAUUUGUACCAGGAAAUGCGGAAAAUGGCUGGAAUCAAGGAUUGGGAUGGCGUGCAGGGCGAUCUGGUUCUGGGCAGACACACCUGGAAGGAGUACAUACGUGGUCUUCACGAGGGCUGGCUAGGACCCUUAGACGAAGUUCAACCUCCCGAACCAGAAACAACAGAUCUACAACCGCUGGCACCUCACUCUCCAGACUCCCCCCUUCCAGAGAUGCCAGCUUCAGGAACACCCUCCUCUUCUCCACCCCAAACCGACCCACCAACGCCCGAACUUCCGUCUGAAAAGCCUACUGGAAAGCCUGAAAAUACCACCCAUCACGCCUCCUUACAUUACGCCUUUCGAAUAUGCGUCUUCGCGAGCGGCUCCCACGCUCCCUACUUCCCUCUCCCCAUCACUGCCCCUCUAGUCCUCGCAUCUCAUUCACGCCCAUUUACCCAAUCCACCGACUUCGCUUCUGCCACCGACCCAGACGACGAUGCCUCGCCCAGCAUGAAUGACCAGACUGAAAGUGCUGUCACGCAAAUAAAAGAAGUGUGGGAGCAAGAAGUGGUAUUAAGGGAGGAAGAGUCAGAGUGGCAUAAGAGCGCUUGGAAGUCAAAUGAGGAGGGAGAUAUGAGGGAGAGAGUGUGGCAGGAAAGGAUGGUUGUUGACGGAAGGAUUGGGAGUAGGAUGAAAUGUUUCGAACUGAGAAAUGGUCAAGAGGAAGAGGCGGCGAAGCUCGAUGCGGCAAAACGACAAGAGGAUGAAGGAUAUGUAGAGAGGGCAAAGAAGUGGGCUGGCUUGGGUUCAAAAGAGAAGCCUGGGUGGGAGACGGGUCUUGAGGGAGAUGAAAGCGCGUGA